Molecule: messenger RNA, 1980 nt
Organism: Plasmodium adleri (nom. inval.)
Lineage: Eukaryota; Apicomplexa; Aconoidasida; Haemosporida; Plasmodiidae
Product: RNA helicase, putative
Exons: 1
Coding region: 1-1980 (659 amino acids)
Biological process (GO): maturation of SSU-rRNA
Cellular component (GO): 90S preribosome
Molecular function (GO): ATP binding; nucleic acid binding
Source: RefSeq, a predicted model, not a curated record
AUGGAUGUUAUUAAACAACUGACGUAUGGUUUAAAUUUGAAAAGCUCUUUGAAAAAUGGUGAUUUGAUGAGUUUGAAAGAAGAAAAUUUAAAACCUUUAAAAAAUAUAUUAAAUAUAAAAAAAGAAAACGAAUCAAAUGAAGAUGAAAAAAAGAAGAAAAUUUUACAAAAUUGUGAGGGUAUAAAAUAUUCUCAAUUUUAUGAAAACGCAAAUAUGAUUAAUAGUUAUAUGAAAGUCAAUGAAAUAAAUGUUGAGUAUGAAAAUAUAAAUAGGAAUAUUGUUCCCAUUCGCUUUUUUCAUGAUAUUAUAGAAUAUUUAAAAAUAAUCAAUAAUCAAAGAGAUGAUGAAAAAGAACGUGAAAAAAUGAGUAAUAUAAAUAAAUUGAAUCAUCAGAUAAAGACAUAUAGUGAAGGUGAUGAUAAUCAAGACAAUCAGGAAGAGGAUAUGGAACACAAUAAGAUAGAUACUCUUACAAAUGAAGAAAAAGAAAUAAAAAAUAAUGAUAAAUCAAAUAAUAAAGGCUAUAUAAUAAAUAAAGAAUAUGAAAAAUUGUUAAGUACUAUAAAAAAUACAUUAUAUUUUAAAAGACCAACAUGUAUACAAAAAAUGUGUAUACCAUCUAUAUUAAAUGAUUAUAAUACUAUAUGUAUAUCUCAAACAGGUAGUGGAAAAACAUGCUCAUUCUUAAUUCCUUUGUUAAUUAAAUUGAAUAAUAUAUAUUUAGAAGAACAUGAAAAAAAAAAUAAAAUAAAUAACAACAAUAAUAAUAAUAAUUUAGAAAAUAUAUGUGGUAAAAAUAAUCUUAAUGAAAAUUUCAUAUUUAUAAAAAGCUUAAUUAUUGUACCAACUAAUGAAUUGGCUUGUCAAAUAUAUGAACAAGCCUUAUUAUUAUUUGAAAGUUAUAAACAUAUUAAUAUAAUUCAUCUUAAUAAAUUAAAUGAUAUUAUAGAAAAUAAUGUAAUUGAUAUAUGUGUAUGUACACCUAUGAUAUUAUUAAAUAUGAUACAUGAAAAGGAAGAGAAAGAUGAAAAAAAAAAAAAAAAAGUAAGUUUAAAAAAAUGUUUUUUUAUAGUUUUUGAUGAAGUUGAUAAAUUAUUUGAAAUAAAAUUUUUGGAACAGGUUAAUACAUUAUUAAAAGAAAUUCAAAAUAAAAAAAUUCAAAAAAUUUUUACUACAGCAACAUUACCAGGAAAUAUUAAAAAUUUUAUAAGUACCUUAUGUCCAAAUUAUACAGUAGUAUAUUUUGGAAAAAAUAUUAAUACAAUAAAUAAUAAUAUAAAACAAGAAUUAUUAUAUGUAAAUAAUGAGGAAGAGAAAUUAUUAGUAUUAAAUAAUUUAAUUAAAAAUAAAGAAAUACAUAUACCAGUAUUAAUAUUUGUAGAUAGUAUAAUAAAAGCAAAUAUGAUAUAUACAAACUUACAUAAAUCUGUAUCAUAUAUUGCUUUAUUAACAUCAGAAAAAUCAAAAGAUGAACGAAAAAAUAUCUUUCAAAAAUUUCAACAAGGACAUAUAUGGUAUCUUAUAUGUACUGAUAUAUUAAGUAGGGGUAUUGAUAUCAAAGGUAUUGAAACUGUUAUAAAUUAUGAUGUUUGCUAUGAUAAAUAUAAUUAUAUGCAUAGAAUAGGAAGAGCUUGUAGAUCUGAUAGAAAAGAAGGAAAAGCUAUCACCUUCUUUACUUCUGAAAAUAUUAAAUAUAUGAAAGAUAUUAUUAAAUUUGUUAAAAAUAGUGGUACGCACAUACCAUCCUACUUGGAAAAUUUCCAAUUUAAAAAAACACCCAAGUUUCAUUUUUCAAAAUUUAAUAAAAAAAGUAAAAAAAAUAAAAACAAAAAUAAAAUAAAAAGUAAUAAUAAUAAUAAUAAUAAUAAUAAAGGAACAAAGAAACUCAUAAAAAGGGGAAUUAUUAAGAAGAGUAAAGAAAAGACGAAAAAUAAAAUAAAGAAAAAAAUAAAGAAAAAAAUAAAUAAAAAUAAAAAAUAA